Drosophila persimilis is the source of this 2685-nucleotide messenger RNA. RefSeq lists its product as uncharacterized. Gene Ontology annotation, cellular component: membrane. NCBI's taxonomy places the organism in Eukaryota, Metazoa, Arthropoda, Insecta, Diptera, Drosophilidae. The transcript is spliced from 4 exons. The record is from RefSeq and is a predicted model, not a curated record. Gene Ontology annotation, molecular function: G protein-coupled peptide receptor activity. Gene Ontology annotation, biological process: G protein-coupled receptor signaling pathway.
UACUUGGAAAUUCAUUUGUUUUUUGUAUGUGUGAAAGCAAAGAUGCGCCACUGACUGACUGCCACACGGGCCACACAUGGAUGGCAGAUGCAGUUAGUUCCUGGCCAAAACUAUGUUCCGAAAUGUUUCAAAUAAAUCCUAGAUUCGAUUUAAAAUCUUGAGCAUUCGAUGGCUUAAAAGUGAAUUUUGCUGUUUUCGAACCUUCCAACUGGACAUCUUUUGGAAUCUACAUCGACACGCUGCUUGAAUAUUAAAUAUCAGAAAUAUUGGGAAUAUUGAGAGUUUCCAAAUAAUAUAAAAACAGUAAUUUUAAUGAGACGCCAAAGCCGCUGGCUGCCGCCUGUCAACAGCUGAACGGCGAGGGAGCGAACAGCAGGGGGGAGGGGGUAGGAGGCGCCGCCUCUCUGGCCCAAAAAAAGAGGCGCACGCAGCACUCGACCCUCGGUUGGCGGUCGAGUCAAUCAACAGAGGACUGCUCCACCAGCCACCAGCUCCUGGUCUCAUCAUUCACUGGACAACAACAACAUCAUCAUCGCCAUCGCCAUCGCCCUCAUCGCCCUCAUCAUGGUCACGAACAUGUCGCAGCCGCAUUAUUGCGGCACUGCCAUCGAUGAUUUCCACACAAACUACAAGUAUUUCCAUGGCUACUUCUCGCUGAUUGUCUGCCUGCUGGGAACGAUAGCCAACACGCUGAACAUCAUUGUACUGACCCGCCGCGAGAUGCGCUCCCCGACGAACGCGAUACUCACGGGCCUGGCGGUGGCAGACCUUGCGGUGAUGCUCGAGUACAUACCCUACACGAUCCACGACUACAUCUUGAGCGCCCGCCUGCCGCGGGAGCGGCAGCUGAGCUACGAGUGGGCCUGCUUCAUCAAGUUCCACUCGGUGUUCCCCCAGGUGCUGCACACGAUCUCCAUUUGGCUGACGGUCACCCUCGCGGUGUGGCGCUACAUAGCCGUCAGCUAUCCGCAGAGGAAUCGCAUCUGGUGCGGCAUGCGGACGACGCUGAUAACCAUUGCCACGGCCUAUGUGGUGUGCGUGCUGGUGGUGUCGCCGUGGCUGUACCUCGUCACGGCCAUUGCGAAGUUCCUGGAGACGCUCGACGCGAGCGGCAAGACGGUCCACUCGGUGCCGCUGAGCCAGUACAUUCUGGACUACAAUCGCGAGGAGGACACCGUCACGAUGCAGGUGAUGUCCAGCACGACGCCGGAGAUCUCUUGGAUGCAGCACAGGGGCUACAGCAACGCCUCGCUCACCACGGUGGUGCCUCUGACGACGACCACGACGGCAGCGGGGGACCUGCCCGGGGUGCGAAACGUCACCGUGUUCAAGCUCUACCACAGCGCCCUCGCGCUGCACGACCGCCAGCUGAGGAACGCCACGUUCCUCAUCUACAGUGUGCUCAUCAAGCUGAUACCCUGCUUCGCCCUGACGGUGCUCUCCGUGCGGCUCAUUGGCGCCCUGCUGGAGGCCAAGCGGCGGCGCAAGGUGCUCGCCUGCCACGCGGCCAGCGACAUGCAGCCGAUCGUCAACGGCAAGGUCGUCACGCCCACGCCCACGCCCAAGAGCUGCAAGCUCCUCGAGAAGGAGAAGCAGACGGAUCGCACCACGCGCAUGCUGCUGGCGGUGCUGCUGCUCUUUCUGAUCACGGAAUUUCCCCAGGGUAUCAUGGGUCUGCUGAACGCCCUCCUGGGGGACGCCUUCUUUCUGCAGUGCUACCUGAAGUUGAGUGACCUGAUGGACAUUCUGGCCCUGAUCAACUCCAGCAUCAACUUCAUUCUCUACUGCUCGAUGAGCCGGCAGUUCCGCACCACCUUCACCCUGCUGUUCCGGCCCCGCUGGCUGGAGCGAUGGCUGCCCCUGUCGCAGCACGACGCCGAUGGCCGCCACGGCGGGCAGCGGGAGGGGGGCGGCAGGCAGCGACUGCUCCACACGGACGCCGUGAGCAAGAGCAUGGCCAUCGAUCUGGUGGGUCUCACGACGCAGGUGACAAAUGUGUAGCACGAGAGCAGCGGCCGCGCCAACACUGCAUCGGCCACAGCACCAGGGGGUGGGGGUGGGGGAUGUGGUGUGGCUGCAGCCAAUGACAUCAGUAUGGUGGAGAUGUUGAACAGGGAACAGCCCCAGCCCCAGCCCCCGCCGCAGCCCCCGCCCGCGCCCGCGCCCAAGGGGACUGCCGCCAGCGCCCGCCGGAGACAGCGCCGUGGCAGUGGCAAGUGCAUUUGGCCCUCGACCGAGUGGCUGCGCAAGCUGAGAGCCAACCGAACGCUCUCGGCGGCCGCGGGGAGCAGCGAGGAGCAGCUGGAUCCGCAGCCGCAGCGGCGCAGCAGUGUCCUGUUGAUGGUCCUGCUGCACAGCUCGUCCACCGACGAAAUGAAGGCCAAGGCGGUGCUCGUCAACGAGGAGCAGCAGCCGCGCGACGACCAGCCACAAAUCCAUCCGCAGGACGACGUCGAGGAUGCCAUCGAUGCUCUGUGGCUGUAAGCCACCCCCUCCCCCGCCCCCUUAGAUUAAGUAAUACCUAAUUAAUAACUAAUAUUUAGAUAAAGACCAACAAAAAUAAAAAAAAAUGGUUUUCUAUUGCUGCUUCCAAGCCCCACCGCCUCCCGCCACUCCCCCCCGGCAGUGCAGUUGCGGAUCGAGAGCCCCUUUCCGCAUCGGCCUGGCCUUUCGGGGGGGGGUGUG